Raphanus sativus (radish) is the source of this 3469-nucleotide messenger RNA. RefSeq names its product villin-5. Lineage: Eukaryota; Viridiplantae; Streptophyta; Magnoliopsida; Brassicales; Brassicaceae. Gene Ontology annotation, biological process: cytoskeleton organization; actin filament severing. Gene Ontology annotation, molecular function: actin filament binding. The record is from RefSeq and is a predicted model, not a curated record.
AGCCAGCGCUCAUGACAUCAUUCAUGAUAUCAUAACGUUGGUGAAAACGUUGCAGAGCGCACGUGUCGUUAUUACAUGACAUACCGGUGCGAGAACCGGGAAAGUUUUUGUUUAUCUAGUCUGGACGGAGUACUGAUUGGGCUAGUAACGGCCCAUUAUGAGUUUUAAACUAUUAAUUGAUCGAUGAUUGUUUGGAUCCACGAUGGGGGGAAGAAGAAAACGAAGACGAACGGAGGGUAUUGUGUGCGGCGAGGAGACAAGUGGAAGUGACGAACUCGUUUACACUGACUUUCUCUCUCUCUCUCUCCAUCUGAAAAAGCGGGAAGUCUCACCACAAAGUUCGUUUUUACUUUUUCGGAUCAUCACAUUUUCUUUUUCUCCCUUUUUUUUUACCAAAUCUUUCAAGAGAGGAUGAUGCACGCAGCUUUGCACCUUGUUCUAGACACCAAUCUGUAGAAAAAAAGGUUUGGUUUGUUUCUUCAAGCUGAGCAGAGUUUAAGCUUUCCUUAUUUUAAAGCAACAAAAAAAAACUAGAAUGGCGACGUUUUCGAUGAGAGAUUUAGAUGAGGCUCUCCAAGGAUGUGGCCAGAAAUCCGGGAUUGAAAUAUGGCGCAUCGAGAACUUCAAACCUGUCGCUGUCCCAGAAGAGUCCCAUGGCAAAUUCUUCUCCGGGGAUUCCUAUAUAGUCUUAAAGACCACUGCUUCAAGAGGCGGUUCCCUGCAUCACGAUAUUCACUACUGGCUCGGUAAAGACUCCAGUCAGGACGAACAUGGUUCUGUAGCCGUUAAGACAGUCGAGUUAGACUCAGCGUUAGGUGGGCGUGCUGUUCAGUACCGAGAAGUACAGGGUCACGAGACCGAGAAGUUCCUUUCCUACUUCAAACCUUGCAUUAUACCUCAGGAAGGUGGAGUCGCUUCCGGGUUCAACCACGUCAAGCCCGAGGAGCACCAGACUCGUCUCUAUAUCUGCAAAGGCAAACAUGUCGUCCGUGUCAAAGAGGUUCCGUUUGUUCGAUCGACGCUCAACCACGACGACGUCUUCAUUCUCGAUACAGAGUCCAAAAUUUUUCAGUUCAGUGGUUCCAAUUCGAGUAUACAAGAAAGAGCAAAAGCUCUUGAGGUUGUUCAGUACAUUAAAGACACGUACCAUGACGGAAAGUGCGAGAUCGCAGCUGUGGAUGAUGGGAGGAUGAUGGCUGAUGCUGAAGCUGGAGAGUUUUGGGAACUGUUCGGCGGGUUUGCUCCGCUUCCUAAGAGAUCAGCAGUCAGUGAUGACCAAACCGCCGAGUCUGACGGGACCAAACUCUUCAGUGUGGAGAAGGGACAGACAGAAGCAGUAGAGGCUGAGAGUUUGGAGAAAGAGGUAUUAGACACUAACAAAUGUUAUAUUCUCGAUUGCGGUCUCGAAGUGUUCGUUUGGAAGGGACGUAAUACUUCAAUCGACCAAAGAAAGAACGCGACUGAAGCUGCAGAGGGAUUUUUCCGUUCGUCUGAACGUCCAAAAUCAAACCUGAUCAGUGUGAUGGAAGGGUUUGAAACAGUGAUGUUCCGAUCUAAGUUUGAUUCAUGGCCUGUUACAAGUACAGUAGCUGAGCCACGGCAAGGCAGAGGCAAAGUUGCAGCUCUUUUGCAAAAGCAAGGAGUUAACGUUGAAGGCCUGGUUAAGACUUCUUCACCUACUUCUAAAGACGAACCCAAGCCAUACAUUGAUGGCACAGGAAAUCUCCAGGUCUGGCGAAUAAAUAACGAGGAAAAGAUCCUUCUGGAAGGAGCGGAGCAAUCGAAGUUCUAUAGCGGAGAUUGUUAUAUAUUGCAGUACUCAUAUCCUGGAGAUGACAGAGAGGAAUAUCUAGUGGGUACUUGGCUAGGAAAGCAAAGCGUCGAGGAAGACAGAGCAUGUGCUAUUUCCAUGGCAAGCAAGAUGGUUGAAUCCAUGAAGUUUAUGCCGGCUCAGGCUCGCAUUUACGAGGGAAAAGAACCGAUUCAGUUUUUCGUGAUCAUGCAAAGCUUCAUCACAUUUAAGGGGGGUCUAAGUGAUGCGUUCAAGAAGUACAUAGCAGAGAACGAAGUCCCUGAUAAUACUUAUGAUGCAGAAGGUGUUGCGUUGUUUAGAGUUCAAGGUUCUGGACCAGAGGACAUGCAAGCCAUACAGAUAGAUGCGGUUUCCACAAGGUUGAAUUCUUCGUACUGCUAUAUAUUACAUGGUGAUUCAACUGUUUUCACUUGGUGUGGCAAUCUCACUACCUCGGAUGAUCAAGAACUUAUGGAGAGAAUGUUGGAUCUGAUUAAGCCAGAUGAACACACCAAGUCACAAAAGGAAGGUAUAGAGUCCGAACAGUUCUGGGAACUAUUAGGAGGAAAAUCAGAAUAUCCGAGCAAGAAGAUCAAGAAGGAUGGAGAGAGUGAUCCUCAUCUCUUCUCUUGCACAUUCUCAAACGAAACUCUAAAGGUUACAGAGAUCUUCAACUUCACUCAAGAUGAUUUGAUGACUGAAGACAUCUUCAUUCUUGAUUGUCACACUGAAGUAUAUGUCUGGGUCGGGCAACAAGUUGACCCCAAGAAGAAACCGCAAGUGUUAGCCAUUGGAGAGAAAUUCCUUAAGCUUGAUUUCCUCCUGGAGAACCUAUCAAGCGAAACACCGAUAUACAUCGUAACUGAAGGAAACGAACCUCCAUUUUUCACCCGGUUCUUCACUUGGGACUCUUCUAAAUCUGCAAUGCAUGGAGACUCUUUCCAGAGAAAGCUCGCAAUCCUAACAAACAAAGGAAAGCCGCUUCUAAAUAAACCUAAAAGGAGAGUACCGGUGUACAGCGGGAGGUCCAGCGUUGUCCCAGACAAAGCGCAGCCCCGGUCAAGAAGUGUGACCUCUACCGCAGACAGAUCACGUGUGAGGGGACGGUCUCCAGCUUUCAACGCACUUGCUGCGAACUUUGGGAACGUAAGCACAAGAAACCUGUCAACUCCACCACCUAUGGUUGGCCCAAUGGUCAGGAAGCUUUACCCCAAGUCCCACGCACCAGACCUCACAAAGCUAGCCCCCAAAUCCGCAGCUAUUGCUGCCCGCACAGCGAUUUUCGAGAAAACCAAGCCUCCUCCUCAAGAAACACAGCCCAUCUGAAGGUCUGCACCCAAACUAUUGAUUUGGUGAGAUAACUCGAGUUCUUGAGCUUUACACUAAUCUUUUUUGGAUGUGGUACAAACGGAGCAGAAGACGACAGAGGAUGAAUCAAUGAGCAACAUUAAAGGGAGAGAAGAAGAAGCAGAAGAGGAAAGUAACCUCCCUACAUUCCCAUACGAACGCCUCACCACCGACUCAGAGGAUCCUGCUCCAGACAUCGACCUCACUAGAAGAGAGGCAUACUUGACUGCAGCAGAGUUCAAGGAUAAAUUGAGAUGACAAAGAGUGAGUUCUAUAAACUUCCAAAAGUGGAAACAAAACAAGCUCAAAACGGCUGUUCAAUUAUUCUGA